AUGGCGUCUCUGAUUCCCGGCCCGGUGCCGCUUCCAGACUCUCGUUUCGAUCUCGCCACAUACUGGGGCCGUGUCAAGCACUGUGCUGAAAUCCUGGACCCCACAAUGCUUCUUAACACUUCGUCAGACAUUGAAGCUGCCAAGAGGGUCGUGUGGGACUAUAGAAACGGCGUCACAGGGAAGCUUACGCCUGACUUCUGGCGGUCCAAGAAAGUGUUGGACUCGGCCUUGCACCCAGACACCGGCGAGACCGUUUUCUUGCCGUUCCGUAUGAGCUCGUGUGUGCUUUCCAACUUGGUGGUGACGGCUGGUAUGCUUACGCCUGGCUUGGGCACGAUGGGCACUGUGUUCUGGCAGGUGGCGAACCAGUCGUUGAACGUGGCUAUCAACAUCUCCAACGCCAAUAAGCUGCACCCGUUGACCACAAAGCAGAUUGCUACGAACUAUACGAUGGCCGUUACAGCGUCCUGUUCUGUGGCUCUCGGCCUCAAUGCCAUUGUGCCAAAGCUCAAGGGCUUGAAGCCCAACACCAAGAUGGUCUUGGGCCGCUUGGUGCCUUUUGCCGCUGUGGUUUCUGCCGGUAUUGCCAACGUCUUCUUGAUGAGAAGCGAGGAGUUGAAAAAGGGUAUUUCUGUCUACGACAAGGACGGCAACGACUUGGGCUCUUCUAAAAAGGCUGCUUUCUACGCUGUUGGCGAGACCGCUGCCAGCCGUGUCAUCAACGCUACCCCAGUUAUGGCCAUUCCACCGUUGAUCUUGGUGAGACUUCAAAAAAGCAGAUUCCUCAAGGGCAAGUCCAAGUUGACCGAAACCGCAGUGAACAUCGGCCUUAUCUUCGUCACAGCCCUUGUUGCUUUGCCUCCAGCCCUUGCCGUGUUCCCACAGCGUGAGAUUGUCUCUCCACAGAAGUUGGAGGACAAGUUCCACGACCUCAAGGACAAGAACGGCAACAAGAUCGAGCAGGUUGAGUUCAAUAGAGGUAUUUAG
Molecule: messenger RNA, 987 nt
Organism: Candidozyma duobushaemuli
Lineage: Eukaryota; Fungi; Ascomycota; Pichiomycetes; Serinales; Metschnikowiaceae
Exons: 1
Coding region: 1-987 (328 amino acids)
Biological process (GO): mitochondrial transmembrane transport; monoatomic ion transport
Cellular component (GO): mitochondrial inner membrane
Molecular function (GO): monoatomic ion transmembrane transporter activity
Source: RefSeq, a predicted model, not a curated record